This is a messenger RNA of Monodelphis domestica (gray short-tailed opossum), 7500 nucleotides long. It is a transcript of the gene FAM169BP, whose product is annotated as Protein FAM169B. The record is from RefSeq and is a predicted model, not a curated record. NCBI's taxonomy places the organism in Eukaryota, Metazoa, Chordata, Mammalia, Didelphimorphia, Didelphidae.
AUGGAAAGAGAGGAAGACAAUCAGAUUCUUUCCUCCCUGCAUGUGGGCUCGGGGCCUCAUUGGACCUUCACGUUUGGAAGCUGCUUUCGCUGGGUGUCCGCAGGGGCACCCCGCACCCUUUCCCCGCUCCUUAGGGCUUCGGCCUUCGAAGCCCGGAGGGAGGCGCUCACGUGCCCCGGGGGCCCCAGAGGGAGGACGGGACUGGAGGCGGAGCUGAAUAGGGCGGACCACCCAACGAGCGCCCAUUCAUCCACCCCACGCGGUGGGGAAGAGCCAAGCAUGGAGCCUGAGGCCUCGCUCAGAAAAGCAGCACACUUUUACCCUGUGGAUAUUUUGGAAGAUAAUCCUGAAAUGGUUCAAGAAUCCACUUUGGCCUACUAUUCUACAUUUGGAGAACAAGCUGGUACUUCUCCUCCUCAGUACUAUUCUCUUCCUAACGGUGAAAAGGUUAAACUUGAAGAUGCCUCUGUUCGCUUGCUUCCUUUGUACCGUGAUGAACCUAAACAUAAAAUAUUGGUUUUGGUUAAUCCCCAAGACAAAAAGACAGUCUUGGCUGUUUACCUGAAUAAAUCCUGGUGGUCCACAGAAGAGAUAAUGAAAACAUCUGAUCCUUCUAGAGAAGGUCUAAUACAAGUCCAGUCUUUUGGAGAAAGGAUUAUACUUUUUAUUCUUAACUACGUUAUUUUUGGAAGAUUGGAGAGAAAUUUGGAUGAUGACAUGUUUUUUUUGCCACAUUCUGCUAAGGAACAUGCAAAAAUCCUAUGGAGGAAUGGAGCUGCGAUUGCUUUUUAUACCAUCAAGAUGAAAGGUAGUCUGUGUGGCAGGAACACCAGCAAGUGCUAUAUGCUGCCUGUGUUGGACACUGCAUUUGUCAGGAGAAAACACCGCAGAGAAGGUCUUGGGAUGAAAAUGCUGCAUGACUUUUGUCAGACUUUUGAGACUGAAGAUGCCUUAGGGAUUAGCUGCCCUAUUUCUACUGCUAUGUACCAAGUUUGUCAAAAGUUCUUAAUGACCUAUCCAGAGGAGCAGGAUCGACUCUGGGAAGUAGAGGCCCCAGGAGACUGGGGUCAGAGGGUGAAUAUUUGGCUAAAGAUUCAGCUUGAACCAAGCCUUUCCUAUAGGAAAGUGACUCGUCAGGAAAGUUCAGAGGAGUCAGGAAGCUGCCACAGAGAAAAUUUCCAAGAUGAUGAACUGAGACCAUCAGAUAAUGGAGAAAUCAACAAGGAUAGUCAUGGUAGAGAAGCAAUAGAAGAAGUAAAGGAGACUAAAGAUAGCUUAAUAAUAGAAGAUGAAUUUGCUCCACAGCUUCCUAGACAAGAAAGCCUGAUUCAAGAGAUCCAUGAUGUUCAGUGGAAUGCCAAGAGGAGUUCAGACAAAGCAGAUAUAGUUGAAAAUAAGCCUGCUAAACAGGUCAGGCCCAGUUUCUGACUUCCUUAUUCUUGAUGAUAGAACCAUGGAGAGGAAGUUGAAGAACUAACUGGAUUCCAGUCCAGACAUUGUCAACUGGGUAAUUAUAUAACUGUAAAUAAGUCACAACUUUUCUGUCUUAGUUUUCUUAUUUAUAAAAUCUGCCCUACCUAUUUCACAGAAUUGUUAUGAGGAACAAAUGAAUAAAACAUAUGAAAGUACUUUAAAAAUAAUAAAGCAAUUGUACCAAUGCAAGGAAUAAUACCAAAAGGUUAUUGUUCCAUUUAUCAAGAUGCCAUUAUUGUUUUCUUCAGAGAGACCUGAAAAGGUUUCUGCACCUUAAGAUAUUUCAUGGUGAGAGAGGAUUCUGAAUAUCUUUAGCACUGAAAAUGAACUUUGUUUAACUUUUUCCUGUUAUGGAAAAAUAUAGACAAGAGUAAAGCUCUCUUUUCUCCACUACGGCAGAAAUAGUUUUGAAGAAGUGCAUGGAAUGUCUAGAAGGAAGUAAUUGGGGUUUGUAGAUACUGCUGUCAGAUAUUUCUAUGGAAACAAUAUUCCUGUCCUUUAAAGCAAGAUGCUACAAUAUGGAGCCAGGAUCAAAUGACAGUGUAACUUAUUUUGCAAGAUAAAUACUGAAUUUUUCUUUUUCUGGCCUUUAUGGGAAAAAAAAGGCAUUCAAAAGAUUUACCUUCUGCAACCUACAUUUUAAGUUUUAUCCUUCUCCCUAAUGCAUAUUGUAGGUAGAAUGCAGUUCUGUGCUCUUGAUACCUUAUCAUAUAUUGCUGGCAUUAAAUAAUUUUUUUUCCAUGCUGGUGGUGUUUAUAAUACAUUCCAUUAGGCUAGUCAGUUCUUAAAGGGACAGGAGUUGUUUCUGAGAGCUAAGGAACUGUAGAUUAUUUUUUGAAAGUGAAAAAAAGCUUUCCCAGUCAUCAUGGCAGUAUAUAGUAAAUUGGAGAUACCUAGUAUCCUCCCACUCAUCAAAUUCAUCACUAAAAGCUGCAACACAUCUCUGAAUGUUGAUUUAGUCAUUUGUAGAAUGAAGAGCUUUGCCUAGAUUAAUGUCUCCCAAAUUUAUCUGCCCCUAAAAUAGUUUGGGGGAUUGAAAUAAAUUCGCAGAACCUGUAACUAUUUGUCUUCAGGACUCUUAAGGGCAUGGGAAUUCUGGAGUAAAAUUAAACCUAUAUUCCUAUCAAAAAUAAGUGAAUACAUGUAUUUGACAUAUGAUUUUAUGUGUUACAUUAUAGAGGAAAAAUACCACUAUAAGUGACCCUAACCUUUAUUGUUUAGAAUGCCAGAGUUCCGUGGAAUGUAGUUUUGGGAUAGAUGUCCAAAAUAAGUGAUCUUUGUGUUUUCCAUUAUGGUACAAUGGGAAAAGUGCUAGAUUUGCAAUCAGGAAACAUGAAUUUAGAUCCUGACUGAAAUUUACUCAUUUCAGCUGUCUAGGUCUCAGUUUCUCCUUUCUACAAAUACUAUGUUGUUUGAAUCUCACCACAGUCCUUUGAAGUCAGAAAGAUAUGUGUUGUUAUUUUGCAGAUGAAAUAUAGACUUGGAUUUAAUGACUUAGUGUCAAAUAUAAGUAGGAUGGGCACUGAGAUCUCACCUGACUGCAAACACAUCACUCUUUCUACCAUAUGAUGUUACUAGGAUUGUUAGAUUCCCUACCUCAGGCCUGGAAUUUGCCACCUCUGGAACUCUCCAUGACCAGACAAUCAGUUAUCUCAAGAGAAUAUUCUGCUAGCUGCUGGAAUCUAUUUUUUUGAAAACUUUAAUUAGUCAAUUUAGAACAUUUUUCCUUGGUUACAAGAAUCAUAUUCUUUCCCUCCCCUCCUACCACCCUUUCCCAUAGCUGAUGCACAAUUCCACUGGGUUUUACAUGUGUCCUUGAUCAAAACCCAUUUCCAUGUUGUUGAUGUUUGCACUAGGAUGAUCAUUUAGAGUCUACAUCCCCAAUCAUAUCCCCCUCGACCCAUGUAAUCAAGCAGUUGUUUUUCUUCUGUGUUUUUGCUCUCACAGUUUUUCCUCUGAAUGUGGAUAGUGUUCUUUCUCAUAAAUCCCUCUGAGUUGUUCAGGAUCACUGCAUUGCCACUAAUGGAGAAGUCCAUUACAUUCGAUUGUACCACAGUGUAUCAGUCUCUGUGUACAAUGUUCUCCUGGUUCUGCUCCUUUCACUCUGCAUCAAUUCCUGGAGGUCAUUCCAAUUCACAUGGAAUUCCUCCACUUUAUUAUUCCUUUGAGCACAAUAUUAUUCCAUCACCAACAUAUACCACAAUUUGCUCAGCCAUUCCCCAAUUGAAGGGCAUCCCCUCGUUUUCCAAUUUUUGCCACCACAAAGAGCGCAGCUAUGAAUAUUCUUGUAUAAGUCUUUUUCCUUAUUAUCUCUUUGGGGUACAGACCCAGCAGUGCUAUGGCUGGAUCAAAGGGCAGACAGUCUUUUAGCUCCCUUUGGGCAUAGUUCCAAAUUGUCCUCCAGAAUGGUUGGAUCAAUUCACAACUCCAAGCUGGUGGAAUCUAUAGACAGAUUCUGUUUUUAUUCCUUUGCUGGUGCUUUUCCUCUGCUCUCCCUCAAUUAGAAGGAAGAAAUCUAUUUGAGUAAUAAUAUAGAAUCCAGAAGAAUGCAUCUUGGAGUCCUUUAAAGGAAGUCUUCAAAUACACUUAAAUUUGUGUGUACAGAUGCCCUAUGAAUGUCAUUUAAGACAUGUAUUCUAAUGUGAAAGGAAAAUUGUUUAUUGUAUGUACUGAAUUACUUGAAAAACUAAUGUGUAGUGCUUUGCAUUUAUAAGAAAAUACACCGAUGAUGUGUUUCAGGGGAUUGAUGAUGUCAUGUUGCAAUAAAAGGCUUCUUCCAAAAGAAAUACAACUGAUAUGUUAGCAGCAUUUAUUUUGGGACAGUGAAAUCAAUGUCAUUUAGUUUUUGUAAUAUUCCAGAGUUAAGCAAAACCUCUCCUUGAGCACCAGAUAUCCAAUUACAUGCCAUGCUAAUGCAGUGACUACGUUGCUGUUGCUAUUAACUGCAAUUCAGGAUUGUCAGUCAGUAAUCAUUUGUUAAGUGCCUACUACAUGCCAGGCACUGUAUUAAGUGUGAAGGAUACAAGAAAUGGCAAAAGACAGCCCAUGCUCUCCAAGAACCUCACAGUCCAAUGGGGGAAAUGGCAUAUAAGCAAAUAUGUGCCAAUGAAUAAGAAAUGAUCAAUAGAGUGAAGACACUAGAACUGAGAAGGAAUGAGAGGCGAUUGCUUAAAAAUCACUGAUAAUACUAUAAUAUAAAUAUAUACUAAUAGUAUGAUUUUUGAAGAUAGAUAACACAUUUAUCUUUCUUAAUAGGGUUUACUUAACACAGUACCAUUCACAGACACUCAGAAAUAUUAACUGACAGGGUUGAGGCCAUUCUUAUGGAAUCCUAAAGUUUGAUAAAAAAGUAAGCUUCUGUUCAUGAAAUAAAAAAGAAGGGAAUCUUGGGGAGAAUUUGGUUAUGGAUAUUAUGGAUAUUAUAUUUGAUUAUGGAUCUGCCAUUAUGGUUUCUUGGAUCACAGGAGUGUAGUUUUAGACCUGGAUGGGAACCAGAGAGAUUAACAACUCCAGCUUCUUCAGUUUUUAUAUAAGGGAACUAAGGCCUAAAGAAAUGAUUUGUCUAAGGCGACAACCAGACCAGAUUGAGGGAUAAGUCACCCCGACUAUAAAGUCAGAGUCUAUGAUUCUCCAGCUACCCAGGAGUCCAUCCGUAGCAAGAAAGAAGCAAGUCAGACAGUGGAAAAGGCUUUUAAAAAGGAUUCUGAUAGUGAAAGGUUACAAUUCUCUGUCAAGGUAACACAAAAGGCUGCUCCUUGGGGAUUCUCACCUUUAUCUCUGCUUUGCAAAGGUCAGUGAACUAUUAACCAAAGGAAUGAGCUCAAGGAGAGGAAAUAACCUGGUUUGGCAGCUCAGUCCUGAGUUCUACAUCACAGAACUGCCAAUACUAGGCAGAUUCUAUUAGAAGAUAUGGAUGGGAGUCAUCAUAAAACAGUAAAAGUACAUUGAACUUAGUGUAAAGGUUUGACUCCCAGCUCUGCCAGACAUGAUCUGUGUUAUCAGUAUCAAGGAGUAGUCUCUUUUUAGGUACCCUUUCAGUCUAGUACUCUGGUCUGGGUUUUUUUUUUUUUUUUGUAUUUUGUGACUGAUUUUCAUUCUCUUUCUUUGACAUUAAGCUGUUCAAGAUCAGCAAAAUAAUGGAUUCCAAAGAAUUGACAAUUGAAGAGAGCUUCAAUGAGUCUCUAUUAAGUUAAAUAUUUAAAAAAGAUCCCAUCCUCUUAAUACAUGUAUAACACAGUGGAAUUGCUUGUCAACUAUGGGAGUGGGGAGGUAAGAGGAGAGGGAGACAACAUAAAUCAUGUAACUUUGGAAAACUUAUGUGUACAUUUGUUAUUGGAAUAAAAUAAAGAAAUAAAAUAAAAUGAGCUAGAGAAGGAGAAAAGAAGAUUCCAUCAUCUGAGGGUACCAGUAUGAAGUUGGUACAUCAGCAUCUGGUUCCUUUUUAUGGUGGGAAGAAAAAGAAUUUUAACUUCCAAGUUAAAAUCUCCUAUAUAUAUCUGAAUAGCCAGGGAACCUGACCGUAGAACACUUCUGUUCCAAACUUUAGUGUUGACUUCUUUUUUUUUUUAAACCCUUACCUUCCAUCCUGGAGUUGACUCUGGAGUUGACACAAUACUGUGUAUUGGCUCCAAGGCAGAAGAGUGGUAAGGGCUAGGCAAUGGGGGUCAAGUGACUUGCCUAGGGUCACACAGCUGGGAAGUGUCUGAGGCCAGAUUUGAACCUAGGACCUCCCAUCUCUAGGCCUGGCUCUCAAUCCACUGAGCUACCCAGCUGCCCCCCAUAGUGCUGACUUCUUGCCAUAUGAUUAGGAAGAAAAUGAUUUAGGUCCGUAUUUUUUUUCAUUAUAGAACAAAUUAUUUAUUCCAAGUUCUAACAAAGAUUUAUAGAAGUUGUUAUACAAUAUAAGUGAAUACUGAAAAUCAGGAACAAGUUUUCAGAGCUGUGCCAUUUCCAGUAUAGUUAAGUAGAUGUUUUUGUAAGAAAAAUAAAUGAGUUAUUUACACAUUAUUCAAGAGUCCAUAAAAUAGGUUUUCAAAGUUCAGAUCCAAGUUUGACACAUACCUUCCUUGAAGUGGUCACAUUUACUUUACAAAGUUAUAAUUAUAUAAAAUAUGGUAAUAUUUAAAUAAUGUGACUACUUUAGGGGAUUCAUUGUUACACUAAUUGUAUUGAUUUAAUCAUUUGCCUAUCCAGAUACAUUUCAUGAUCUGGUCAAUGAUAUUAUUCAUCCACCAUGUUUUUCACACCAUGUGUAUUGUUAAACUGGUCUCUUUGGAAUAUUUGUGGAUUUCACUGAAGAAGCAUAGUAUUCUGAGACUUGAUGCAAUUGACACAGCAUCAACUAGUGAAAAGAACAUUUGGAGAAUCAAUAGGGAGCCCUUCUGUUUGGUCUCUGCAUAGAAUAUCCUCUAUGAUAGUGAUGAACACCUUGGGUGAGCAUAUGUCUCUCUGUUUUAUACCUUACUUGAUAUUACGACUUAGUAGGUAAUUGAACAAAACGAUCUCCAUACUCACACCUGUCAUAGAGUCUAAUAAUAUUUUGACAUUUUUAUGGGAGACACAUUGAAAAGAUAUUUUAAAAGUACAUUUUUAUUGAAUCAAAUGCUUUUUAAAAAAAUCAACAAAAAUAGAUAUUAUAGGAUCUUAUAUUCACUAUACCUCUCAGUCACAUAUAUAACUAUGAAGAUGUGGUCUAUUAUAAAAACAAUAUCGGUAAUAUUCCGCCUGUUUCAUUCCUUGCUUUUCAUUGAAGCUAACCCCAAUACAUAAGUGUACCUCUACUUGUCAAAAUUUUAAAGAUGAGAGAGGGCAUAUAUGAGCUUUGUCUUUAUGUCUUUUUGUUCAUUUUUGGGGGCAAUGCUUAUGGUUGGUCCAGUCACUCUGGGAUCUUUUCUAAGUCUGGGAAUCAUUUCCUGUAAUAUAUUAUAUAUGCUAUAAUAUAUAAAAUAUAUGUAAACAUAAUUAUAUGUAACAUAUAACUGUGUGUGUGUUCAUGUGUGCAUAUAAUAAACCUUCUGGCUACAAAAA